ACGAUAAUGAAUUGGGACAAGUGGUGAAAUUCAAUCUCUCAUAUUGGGGAGUGACGCAACACAAUGAUAAAAAGCGAGCUUGGUGGCCUUGCCGGCUCCUCCUCGAGAUCGCACUAGAGUGUGCAGUCGUCGCGAUCGAGAAUCUAAAAUAGCAGCACCGAAUCGAAAACAAAGCGCAGGAGAUCGUGUCGCAAAAAAUGGCAUCGCUUCCAAAGGAAAUGCUGGAGGUGCUGCAAACGGUGUUGCAGAAGCAAAACUUGACGUUGGAGAAGCACAGCCUUGCCGCCGGCUGCAAGCCGGGCGACAACUUCAUUGGAGAAAUAUUGAAAGUAACCGCACUCGGCCGAGACGAAAAUGGUGCUCAACGCGAACACAGGUUCGUCUUCAAACGUCCGCCGGCCGACAAGGAUUAUUGCGAAAGCCUGCAGGUGUUCAAGCUGGUCAAAAACGAAGAAGCCUUUUACACCAAGGUCGUGCCCGCGUUGAACCAAUUUUUACAAAAAAAUGGAAAAUUGGAAAAGCUGCCGGUGCCGGACGUGUUCUUCUCGUGCUCGGACGGAGUUUCGGACGUGCUGGUCAUGGAGGACCUCAGUCUGCAAGGGUACAAGAUGGCCAACAAGGCGGAGGGUUUCACGCCGCAAGAGGUUUUUUUGGUCCUCGAGAAAAUGGGCCAGCUGCACGGAGUGGCCCUCGCGAUGCAGGAGCUCGAGCCGCAGCACUUUUUCAAAGUUCGAAACUUUAUUAAAGAAGUUUACUUCUUCGAAGAAGGUCGGACUCAGUUCAGCACGAUCCACUUUCCCUGCGAUGCGGGCGUCAAGAUGCUGGAGGAUCGAUUCCCGCACAGACACGAUUACGUGGAGAAAUUGAAAAAGGUCACCGACGACUUUUUCAGCAAUUUGGUCCAAAUGGUGUCGACGCCCACGCCGUUGCGCGUCAUCAACCACGGCGACUGCUGGGUCAACAACAUUUUGAUUAAAUACGAGGACGGCGCACCAGUGGACCUGCGAUUUUUAGACUUUCAAAUCGCGAGGUUCGCGUCCCUGGCGCACGAUUUGAGCUAUUUGUUGUACUGCAGUUGCCAGAAAGACACGCUCGAUGAACAUUGGGACGAUUUUAUCGCGGCCUACGUGAGUGCGGUGAACGACGCGAUUCACGCGGUCGGAGGCCGAAAAUCGAGCGUAACCAAACACCAAGUGGAACAGGAAAUGAAGAAGUUUGCCAAAUCGGGAAUUAUGCACGCACUGAUGGCGGUGCCUUUCUUCGUGGCGGCCACGGAGGAGCAGCCCAAGCUGGAAGGAGGACUAGAAAUUUUUGACAAUUUCCAUCAGAACACGUACAAAAAUCUCAAGACCAGGGACAGAUUGACGGACAUGAUCGUGCACGCAAUUGAAAAAGGAUAUUUGUGAUGCCAAAAAAUUGAAUAAAAAUUUUGAAAAAUUUGAA
Molecule: messenger RNA, 1443 nt
Organism: Cloeon dipterum
Lineage: Eukaryota; Metazoa; Arthropoda; Insecta; Ephemeroptera; Baetidae
Exons: 1
Coding region: 198-1406 (402 amino acids)
Source: RefSeq, a predicted model, not a curated record